UUUGCUCUCGUACUCCAACCGCAUCUGCAGCAAGCUACAGCGACCGGGACUGAGCAGCUGAGCGGGGAUCGCGCUCAUACAAAGCAAAGCCGACUGCUCUGAUCUGUCCCCGCCCCCCACAACCCUUCAACCGGGUUUUUACAAAUCUCGACAUGAUGUACCAAGGAUUCAACACCGAAUACGAAGCAUCCUCCUCCCGAUGCAGCAGCGCUUCCCCGGCGGGGGACAGCCUCUCUUAUUACCACUCCCCGGCUGACUCCUUCUCCAGCAUGGGCUCUCCUGUCAAUUCACAGGAUUUCUGCACAGAUCUGGCUGUUUCCAGUGCCAACUUUAUACCUACUGUGACGGCUAUAUCGACAAGCCCAGACCUGCAGUGGCUGGUCCAGCCCACCCUCAUCUCUUCUGUAGCCCCAUCCCAGACCAGAGUCCAUCCUUACGGAGUCUCUACUCCUUCAGCUGCUGUUUACUCUAGGGCUGGUAUUGUGAAGACUACAGGAGGCAGAGGGCAAAGCAUUGGCAGAAGGGGCAAAGUCGAACAGCUUUCCCCAGAAGAAGAGGAGAAAAGAAGAAUCAGGAGAGAAAGGAAUAAGAUGGCUGCAGCCAAAUGCCGUAACAGAAGGAGAGAACUGACUGACACACUCCAAGCGGAGACAGACCAACUAGAAGAUGAAAAAUCUGCUUUGCAAACUGAGAUAGCCAACCUGCUAAAGGAGAAGGAAAAGCUGGAAUUCAUCCUGGCAGCCCAUCGACCUGCCUGCAAGAUACCUGAUGAUUUGGGCUUCCCAGAAGAAAUAACAGCUGCCUCCCUUGACCUCACUGUUGGCCUGACUGAGGCUGCAACCCCAGAGUCAGAGGAAGCCUUCUCCUUGCCCCUCUUGCAGGAGACUGAACCCAAAUCCUCUGUGGAGCCAGUCAAGAACAUCAACAGUUUGGAGCUGAAGGCUGAGCCCUUUGAUGACUUCCUCUUCCCAGCUUCCUCCAGGCCUGGUGGUUUAGAAUCUACUGCACGUUCAGUGCCUGACAUGGACCUGGCUGGCUCCUUCUAUGCAGCAGACUGGGAACCUCUGCAUAGCAGCUCCCUGGGGAUGGGAGUAGCAGCUGACCUAGAGCCACUGUGCACCCCAGUGGUCACCUGCACGCCUACCUGCACCACCUAUACGUCUUCCUUCGUCUUCACCUACCCAGAAGCUGACUCCUUCCCCAGCUGUGCGGCUGCUCACCGUAAGGGCAGUAGUAGCAAUGAGCCCUCUUCUGACUCACUCAGCUCCCCUACGCUGCUGGCUUUGUGAGCAGAGGAGGUGAGGGUGAGGGUGAGGGUAGAAGGCAUAGACAAGAGCCCAAGCUGUGGGUUCUGCUGCUGCCACCACCACCAUCAUGCUGGAGCUUUUGCAUCACAUUACAGAAACGAGAAACGUGUCUUCCCCUCAGUGGUUUCUGUAGACCCUGGGAAGGCAACUAUCUGUGCGUGAAUCAAACCAGGCCAUGGGCCCUUAAGGACAUGGAUGAUCCCACAUGUGGACUUGAGUCCUUACCUCUUCCAGAGAUGUAGCAAAACGCAUGGAGUGUGUAUCGUUCCCAGUGACACAUCUGAGAGCUGGUAGCUAGUAGCAUGUUGAGCCAGGCCUGGGUCUGUGUCUCUUUCUCUUUCUCCUUAGUCUUCUCAUAGCAUUAACUAAUCUAUUGGGUUCAUUAUUGGAAUUAACCCGGUGCUGGAUAUUUCCAAAUUGUAUCUAGUGCAGCUGAUUUUAACAAUAACUACUGUGUUCCUGGCAAUAGUGUGUUCUGAUGAUUAGAAUGACCAAUGUUAACUAAGAAAAGAUAUGACUUUAUUUUCUAGUAGAUAGAAAUAAAUAGCUAUAUCCAUGUACUGUAGUUUUCUUCUACAUCAACGUUCAUCGUAAUGUUACUGAUCAUGCAUUGUUAAGGUGGUCUGAAUGUUCUGACAUUAACAGUUUUCCAUGAAAACGUUUUUAUUGUGUUUUUAAUUUAUUUAUUAAGAUGGAUUAUCAGAUAUUUAUAUUUUUAUUUUAUUUUUUUCUACCUUGAGGUCUUUUGACAUGUGGAAAGUGAAUUUGAAUGAAAUUUUAAGCAUUGUUUGCUUAUUGUUCAAAGACAUUGUCAAUAAAAGCAUUUAAGUUGAAUGCGACAAA
Molecule: messenger RNA, 2150 nt
Organism: Phascolarctos cinereus (koala)
Lineage: Eukaryota; Metazoa; Chordata; Mammalia; Diprotodontia; Phascolarctidae
Gene: FOS
Product: Fos proto-oncogene, AP-1 transcription factor subunit
Biological process (GO): regulation of transcription by RNA polymerase II
Cellular component (GO): nucleus
Molecular function (GO): DNA-binding transcription factor activity, RNA polymerase II-specific; RNA polymerase II cis-regulatory region sequence-specific DNA binding
Source: RefSeq, a predicted model, not a curated record